AAAGGAGGGGAUUCACUCCUAAAACGGCCCAAGAGUUAAUCCAAAGUCCGGCAAUACAAGAAUGGCUUCAAGCAGAACAAAUAGGAUACAGCGGUGGUGCGGAAAUUGCUGCUUAUUUAAGAGAUAAAGGUUGUAGUCCCAUCGGACCAUCUGAACCAGUUCACUCGCUAGAAGACAAAUUAAAAAAUAGAGAAAGCAAAAUUCAAGAAUUAAAAGCAGAGUUAGCUAUGGAGAGAGAAGAAAUGGAUAAAUUUCUAGAAAAAUUACAAACUCAAUUGGCUAAUUUGCAAAUGGGAGAACAACAAACCAAAAUCCAAGCUUCUUCUAGGAAAUAA
Molecule: messenger RNA, 335 nt
Organism: Racocetra fulgida
Lineage: Eukaryota; Fungi; Glomeromycota; Glomeromycetes; Diversisporales; Gigasporaceae
Source: the annotation of a GenBank genome assembly